Messenger RNA from Aspergillus vadensis CBS 113365, 1975 nucleotides. RefSeq lists its product as uncharacterized. The transcript has 5 exons. The record is from RefSeq and is a predicted model, not a curated record. NCBI's taxonomy places the organism in Eukaryota, Fungi, Ascomycota, Eurotiomycetes, Eurotiales, Aspergillaceae. Bases 1 to 1758 code for a protein of 585 amino acids.
AUGCCUCGACGAGGUCGUGCUCGAGAAUACGACGAGGAGGACAUGUACGAAGUUGAGCGUGAUGUGUAUCCACGACGAGGCAGGGAUGAGCGUUUCUUCGAGGAAGAUAUAAGAUACAAACGUCGAGGAUCGGAGGGACUACCGCUUGACAAACUUGAACGCUUACACCUGGAAGCUCAAAGAAAACCGGAGAUUUUACGUGAGCCUCAUGGCUAUCCUCGUGAUUUAGCGCCACCAAUCCUGAGGCGUGAGCCAGAAGACCUUGAACCACCUCGUGAGAGACCGCGCCGCUUGAAAAAAGACUGGGAUGAACAACCCCUUUUUCGCGGACGGCCUCGUUCGAGGGACCGGGAUAUAGAGGAGGAGAUCACGUUUCGCGAGGAAACAGACCGAAGAUACACUGAUAGCGAGUCUGACAGUGAUAUCGUUCUCGUACCGAGAAAAGAACGACCGGUGCAUCGCCGCAGGUAUGAUAUUCCAGAGGCCGCACCUAAACCACGCAGUCGGAGUCUUCUGGAGGAAAGAAGACUGCGAGAAAUGGAUUUUAAGCAAGGUGACGUGCGGCUUCGAAGGCCCGAGGUGGAGGAACACCAUAGGAGGCACCGCAGUGGCCCUUUCUAUGAGAGUAUAGAUGAUGCUGACGACGAGCUCGAUGAAGAGGUCGAUGAGGAGGAAGUCUCAUUUUGGGACCCUAGGGAAAGAAGACCUGAGCGAAGUGUUGAGGAAAAGGAGAUUAUCUUCGAAAGACGGGAAAGGUCGUCAUCUCCAGAAAUUGCAAUCCCUAGAGUUCCUUCGCCGGGGCAUGGUAGACCUAUUCGUGAUGGCUUCAGAACAAAGCCUAGCAUGUCUCGAGCUCAUAGCCCUGAGAUCACACUUACAGAAGCAGAAUUUCGCGAACGUGAGAGACGCCGGAAAGGACGACGGGACAAGGAAGAGGUCCUCAUUCUUCGACGGGAGGAGGAGGAAUUCCCUCAACCUCGGCGGGACAAGGUUGUACCUAUCGUCGACCCUCCCAGGCCUAGGUCAGUGGAGCGCGAAAAGGAAAGGCUUACAGUGAUACGGCGGGAUGGUAGCCGAGAGUCGCUCGUCGAAGAAGAAUUUGAAGAAGAGGAUUUCUACAGGCUCCGUGGGCAUCGCACUCCUCCUAGGAAGGACAUUAAGACCAUGGAGGAGCUGGAUAUUGUCAGAGCCGAACCCAAGGAAGAGAAACGGACUGAGAUAGUGACACAAGAAAUCAAGCCUUCACGAUACGGAGAUCGUGAGUCUAAGCUUGUUGUUAAAGACGUGAAAGAGUCUGACAAUAUCCCGGAACGACAACUUGGGCGAAUAGGACGACGAUACGUUGGACUCAAAGACCGUCGUGACGGCCUUUGGACGGAGAUUACAAAGGACCUGAUAGUGAGAGAGGCCCUUGAGCGGUCUGGCUAUGAGUAUGAAGAGACCGAGUCCUUCUAUUACAUAUUUUCCUACCUCGAGCAGAACGACGUCGACGCACUCAUUGAGCGCUCGGAAGAGAUUCGGCGUGCACGCCGUCGUCGAAUCCAAGAGAUCCACCGUGAGCGAGCAUCUCUGCCUCGUGUAGCUGCUCCUCCUCCUCCACCACCUCUGAUACCUGCAGCCGAGAAAGCAGCGCCCCUGCUUCUCGACAAUCAACCACCACCUCCCCGCUUCGUUCGGGAUGAGCGGAGAAAGAAGGAACGGGAUAUGGUCGUCGAGGGCAACCGCUGGAGGGGCCCUCAGCGCCCAGGGCGGUGGUGAAACAGCGGACUCUUCUUUUGUUGGACUUAUACUACAGCUCCAAUAUACCCUGGUCGGAUGCAGACCCGAGUCUGUUUGGGUUCCCAGAUACCCGUGUUGCCGUUGUUGUUGUCAGGUUCCAGACCACAUCAUACUUGUCUAUAUACCCUCACCUUGGAUGAAGCAAUACAUGAAUAGUAUCUAGUGCCUUGCUUAAUUGCUUAGUUGCUAACUAGCC